AUGAAUCCACGUGACACAACCUCUGGCGAACCUUGUGUUGGUGACGCCAAUCAGCAGUCUGGUUCGAAACGCUCACGUGGUGCAAUUGACGGCAGCCAGGUCAUUGAAGGGGCAUCCAAGGCUCCCAGAGUGACUACCAGCAAUGGGGACACGAUGCUCACGUUUGGGAGAUACAAUGGUAAGACAUACAACUGGGUCAUUGAAAAUGCGCCCACUUAUGCAGAUUGGGCGCAGCGAAGCGUGGAUGCAGGUGAGGCAGGUGGAGCCUUGAUGGAUUUUGCUGAUUGGUCCUGUGGGAAGGGCAAGCUGCAGUUUGGAAAGCACAGGAACAAAACGCCCCAAUGGGUGUGGGAGCACGACAGGGGGUACGCCAAGUGGGCAGUUUCAGAAUGGGAUCAGCAUAGGGCAACAGGAUCAUCUGGACUGGCACGCUUCGCAAGGUUUGCAAAGAGGAAGAUGGAAGAGGAAGGGAAUGGGUGGGAGGAAGAAAGAGGGCAGGUUGAGCUUUGUGAAGGGGAUGAGGCCCCAUACAUCAACGAGUGGGGUUAUGAGCCCUUCGAAUGCUUUGUCGAGCGGUACAUACACUCACACCAGCAGAGGGGGGAAGCAGGGUACUGUUGGAAUUGGCUGGACGACGGGCAGUGCUUUAAUGGAAUGGUUUGCCGGUUCAAACAUCAGUAUCCCCCAUCGUGGAAUGCUGCAAAGCGUGAGCAGCAUCGUCAGAAAGUAAAGGAAGUUGAGGAGAUGGAAAGCCACAUGGCCGCCCUGUGCGAAGCUGAAGAGUGCUGUGAAGAAGAAGGCUGGGGAGAACCGGAGACAGAGGGGAGUGUCUCAGACAGCGAAUGUGAAAAUGAGGAACAUGAAGCAGAGGAUGUUCCCAGUGACUCGGAAGAAGCAGGAGAAGAAGAAGAAGAACUGACAGAAGGCGAUGAGGCUGAGGAAUGA
Ostreobium quekettii is the source of this 945-nucleotide messenger RNA. The record is from the annotation of a GenBank genome assembly. Lineage: Eukaryota; Viridiplantae; Chlorophyta; Ulvophyceae; Bryopsidales; Ostreobiaceae.